AUGCCAGAUCUACCGGUUGUCUUGUACACCGGGUCGCUUCACGCUGUCCCCGGCCACGAGGACUACCCCAUGAUCGACCCCACGAUUGACACACCGUCUUCUGAGGCUCUCACACGUCUUGCAGCCACGAUUACUGAUUGGCCGCCCACCCCGAGUCAUCUCGUCCGUUACUGGAACCCUAGCAGUCUUCCCAGCAUGCACAUUAUCAUGCGCAACUCAUCGACGAAGCUGCUCAAGCAUACACCAAUCGACCUUUGGACGAUCGCGUAA
Molecule: messenger RNA, 270 nt
Organism: Pleurotus ostreatus (oyster mushroom)
Lineage: Eukaryota; Fungi; Basidiomycota; Agaricomycetes; Agaricales; Pleurotaceae
Exons: 1
Coding region: 1-270 (89 amino acids)
Source: RefSeq, a predicted model, not a curated record